AAGCUUUCAAGCUCAGGCGUAGAGUCAAGUUAUUUGGGCAGUUGAUUAAGCAUGCCGUCCGCCAUGGCAGAAAUUUGCUCCGGCCUGCGCCGCAUCCUGCGCGCCUUCGUGCCGGUGACGAGCGUGCGAUCGCCCGCGCCCAUAGCGGCAGCUGCGACGAAGGAGGGUGAGUACUACAUGCUUUGCAUGUGUCACCUCCCAAGUCAUAAAGCGCCGCUGGCACAGGAGGUCCACGCACCAGCGGGUGUGGAGGAGGUGCUGGCCCCACCAGCCCCAGCGGCGGUGAAGGCCCCACCGGCCCCAGCGGCGGUCGAGGAGGUGCUGGCCCCACCAGCCCCAGCGGCGGUGAAGGAGGUGCUGGCCCCACCAGCCCCAGCGGCGGUGAAGGAGGUGCUGGCCCCACCGGCCCCAGCGGCGGUGGAGGAGGUGCUGGCCCCACCGGCCCCAGCACUGACCCUGCUGCAGCAGGAGUUCCUGGCGGAGGAGAAAGCCGCCAGGGAGAAGGUGCAAGAGAUGGUGAAGCGCUAUCGCGCGAUGAAUCGGGGCCCCAUGAACAAGAUGCAGCAGAUCGAGGUGGACAAUCUGUUCCGGGCACUGAUCAAGACUGCGCAGCUGAAGAAGAUGGAAGCCGAGGAGGAGGAGGCAAGGUGCAGCCAGGCUCACAACUUGGCUCCUGCAGACGAGGACAGAUCCCGAGCAGUCGUGGCUUGAGCUCCUUCCUGCGGAUCAGCGAUUCUGUGAGGUAUUGCAACAAUGUGAGGUGGCAGGAUGCCCACUGGAAGCAGGAUUCUGCGUUUUGGUGCAA
Messenger RNA from Effrenium voratum, 805 nucleotides. The record is from the annotation of a GenBank genome assembly. Lineage: Eukaryota; Dinophyceae; Suessiales; Symbiodiniaceae.